CGCGUAGUAUUUUUUGAUGAGGCACUUAUUUUUAGUGCAUUAUUGUCCGCUCCCAUCGGUGCCUUAUUUUUUAAAUUCUUUAUAAUUGACUUUCUUUCCAAUCUUAUGCCUUUCUUCCAAUUCAUCUUCAUAAUCUACUUACUGUUCUUUAGUCAAUGCUUUUUUUUUCUUUGAAAAAUGCUGUAUGAUUGGUUUAUUUCCAAUCCAACAUCAAGCGUAAACAACCUGAUCAGCGCAACGGGGAGAGUGAUUUAUACGAAGAUGAGGAUUGCAAGAUGAGCGGGGUGAAUCAGAUGAACACAAGCGUCAAGAUAAUGCAACCUGGUCAUCACAACACGUCAAGCUAAAGCAACCCGAUCAGCAAAAUGGAUGUUGCGAUUGUGGAUGAAAACGAGAUUGAUUGGAAGAAGUAUAAAAUAAAACCCAAACCUGUUGCUAAGCCAUGGGCACGACGGUUGUCAGGGCGAUCUACAUUGGCAGUCCUCGGAAGGGAGACGAAGGCACGCCGAGGAGUCGGCAACCUCGGAUGCGCUCUAGGGUAGGCCCGAGCAUACUGAUGGACGGAGGGACGAGAGAGCCCAGCGUCACUACUGGAGCCCCACGAAGACAAAGAGGGCGAAAGGCUCGGAUAAUGAGUAGCUCCAGGCUGCCGUUGCAGCCCACUCCGCCAUUGGCGGGAGCGAGCACGGCACUGGACCUACCGAGGCCCCAGGAGACCCCAUCACCGUGCACGCUGCCACUUCCUAGUUCAAAUGAGAAGAAGACCCAGAGGAACCGGAGAAGGCCUGGAAAGGACCCCGUGUUUGAGGAGGUGUUGGUAGAGGACAUCGUGGAAGGGGAGGAUGACGACUCCAGUGAGUGCCUGGUGUCGGCCUUCAAGCGAUUGGGGGCUGAGGAAACCCUCUUGCCGGCAUUCAAUAGGCUAAACCAUGGGCACGACGGUUGUCAGGGCGAUCUACGCCGGUGGUCCUCAAAAGGCAGACGUAGGCAUGCCGAGGAGUCGGCAAACUCGGAUGCGCUAUCGGGUAGGCCCAAGCAUACUGAUGGACGGAGGGACAAGCGAGCCCAGCGUCACUAUCAGAGCCCCACGAAGACAAAGAGGACGAAAGGCUCGGAUAACAAUAUGUCCCGCCUUGAGCGGGAAGUUUCCGAGCUCAAGCGCCAAGUAGAGACCAAACUACUGCAGGGACUCCAAACUCCGUCACGAGACCUUCCUUGGCCGGAAUCUGGCGAGACCUUCCUUGCUCUCAAACUCCGUCACGUCGACCGCAUCUAUGGCGACGUCUCCCGCCGCGCUAGCAGCUGCGGAGCUGAUUUCAGCAACUCCGUCAUCCUCGAGCUCUCUCAGAUCUAUGGGGAUGAGGUGACAGUGAAUGGACUACAUGGCGAUGAUAGACUAAACAUCGGUGGUGGGAGCUGAGUUGGCGGUGGAUCUAUGGGGUUCUAGGGCAGUGAGGGGUUAGGGCAGGGUUACAAGGGUAUUUUGGACAUUUCCUUCUUAAAAUCAAUUCUCACUAAAAAUGAGGAAAAGUCAAAGUAAGAAGUUUAUUACCGGACGGAGGGAGUAUUAUAUUGGUAUAGAAAUAAAAUAAAAUUUUCAUAUCAAAAAACUACAUGAAAAGUUCUUUGAAAUAAGAGGUGCCAAGAAUAUUUUAUUUUAUCAAAUAACCAAUGAAAACUGCAAAAUAAACAAAAGUUCCCGCGAUUGAAAAAGCAAAUGUUGUGAAUAUUUAAGAACAGAUAGAGUACUUUUUAAAACAUAAGGGGUUUUUGGCUUAACCCAUUAUAACAAUUACUCCCUCUGUCCCCCUGUAUUUGUCCACUUUCAUUUUUACACACCAUCCAAUGCACUUCUUUAAUCCAUUUUAUCUUAUAAUUUAUAUAUUAAAAAAUUAUAAAAAUUAUAUAUUAAUAAUCUAUAUGUUAAGACAAAUCAAACAAGAUCACACAUGAUUAUAUUUAGGCUUGCACAUUGAGAGAAUUUGGACAAAUACAGGGGACCGAGGGAGUAAUAAAAGGAGAGAAGAGGGAUGUGAAUAGCCAACCUUAAUUAAGUUGUCUCGUCCGUUCACGCUAUAUAUAAAGCCAAGAGGUUGUUGGAUCAAACGCACUACAACUCUCAUCUUCUCCUCUCUCCGAUUAUGGGCAUCUCCAACCAUGCUUGUUAGGUUUUUCCUCCAUUCUCCAACCAUGCUUGCUAAAUUUUAACCAAGAAUAGAUUUUUCUAGUGUCUCUCUCUAUUCUCAUGAUGAGAUUACUUUUUUGGACCUUUGAUUUAAUUUUUUAUUAAUUUUUUUGGCUUGCUAUUAUUUGGGUGGCAUGCUAUGUUUAGCAAGUCAAUUUUACUUUUUGACUAGUGUCCUAUAAUAUACAUAGACUCACUUGCUAUUAUAUAAGUUUUAGCAUGUCAUAUUGAUAAGGUUGGAGAUGCUCUUUCUUUGACUGUUUGGUAUUCGUUGGAGAUGAUCUUUGUCAUUCUUCUCUCCCUAAGAUCUAUUCAAGAAAUCAAGAUAAAAAAGCUUUGAUUCACAAUAUUAUUUCUCUACUUGAAGCCUUUUGAGGUAUGUUAUCAGUUCUUACUCUAUUCACAAAAUAAUUUUUGUUAAUUUUUUUAACGUUUUUUAUUCAAUACUUUUUUUAAAUAUUUGUUUAAUGGAAUAUAUAUUUUGAAAAUCUGAUUAUAAACUGAAAGUGUUGAUUUUAACUUCUUAUAGAAAAUUAAUGUAACUAUUUUGUAAAUAAGGUUUAAUUUUAAGGUUUUAUUAUGCAAGUCAAAUCUGGAUUUUAAUUUUCGGAUUUGGAUUUAAUUCUUUAUUUAUAUCUAUUUCUCGUCCUUACAAAUUAAAUUUUUUAUAAUUUU
Cuscuta campestris is the source of this 2860-nucleotide messenger RNA. NCBI's taxonomy places the organism in Eukaryota, Viridiplantae, Streptophyta, Magnoliopsida, Solanales, Convolvulaceae. The record is from the annotation of a GenBank genome assembly.